This is a messenger RNA of Adineta steineri, 351 nucleotides long. The record is from the annotation of a GenBank genome assembly. NCBI's taxonomy places the organism in Eukaryota, Metazoa, Rotifera, Eurotatoria, Adinetida, Adinetidae.
AUGUCGCGUGGAAAACAACGAGAAACGAGAACAAUAGAAUAUUGGGGAGGAAGACCGGUUAAGCGAAGUUCUUCUGAUCUCUUUCUUGAUAGACCUUUAACAUCCAAGAGUGUUUUUUCAGGUCCUAACGCUUUAUGGAUGCAACGUUAUCCAUCUCGCGGACAUAUUGGAGAUAUUGGUGAAGGUCAAGCAUCUAUACUUCGUUCACUUGAUGUUGGCUAUUUGACAAGAGGAUAUAACAUCGAUCCACCACUUCGACGUGCUGCAUAUCCAGGUGAAAUUGGUUGGACAGCAGCAUAUUUCCAUCGAGACUUCAAACAAACAAAACCAUAUAGCACAUGGCAUAGUUAG